Molecule: messenger RNA, 788 nt
Organism: Paramecium sonneborni
Lineage: Eukaryota; Ciliophora; Oligohymenophorea; Peniculida; Parameciidae
Source: the annotation of a GenBank genome assembly
AUGGGAUAAAGAGAAUAUAAUGAAUUGAAGGAGCAUCAAUCUUUAAAUUUCCUUCAAUAGCUUUUCAGUUUUCCUUGCUUUUAAUGCUUAUUAGAAAAUGUAAAUUCUUCAAAUUUAGCUCUAUUUGUGAAAUAUAUAUUUUUGUAAAAAAACAAUUUAUCUGAAAAGAUAGAUAAACUUUUAAUUGGAAAGAUGUAGAUAAUGUAAUUCUCAUUUGUGCUUGGGGACAUCCUGGGGGAGGACGAUCUAAACUAACAGUAAGAUAUACUCGUCAUUUUGCAUGAUUAAGUAAUCCAAAUUCUAGUGAUGAAACUCUAUUAUGGAUAUUUAGCACUAUUUCUAAAGUUUUCUAAAAAAAUGAUAAUUUGAAAAGUGAAAUAGUUUAUUUGAGUGAAAAUUAUUCUAUUGCUAAUUCAACUCUUUAAAUGUAUUAAGAAAUUUAAAAAGCAUUAUUACCUAUUCCAGAGAAAUCUCAUUAUGUCUUCAAACUUAGAAUGUAAGUAAAAUAUAUCAAGGAAUUUUAUAAGCUAAACUUAUUUAUUAUCAGAAACCUGAAUAAAUGGUAACGAAUAGGUUAAUAAAUUUAUAAGAUUAUGGUUUAAAGAGAAUUAGUUUUAAAAUUGAAUAUUAAGUAAGUGGAUAUAUCACCACCUUUUAUUUUUGAUGGUUUUUAGAAAAGAGCUGAAUUAUCUGAUUGUUUUUAUGAAGCAGUUAGAGAUUGCAAUGAAUUAAUCAAGACCAUUAAUGAAUAUAUGAUGGAAUGUACAAAAUGGGUUUAGUUUUAUUGA